GACCGACCAUGAUCAACUGUAAUUUGCCUCAACACGCUGCGAUGGUCCAUUCUCUAUUCUGAUCUUUCUCACGUCCUCUGUGUCGUUGCAACUCUCUACUUUCCACUUGGAGGUCUCACUUGACGCAGUCACCCCAACAACUCCAGCGUCCAAACACCGGUCCUAGACGCAGCAGUUCACGCAUACCUGUCGCUACCGAUAUUGGGAUUGCCCAAGCACUACCUUCCCAGCAACAAGAGCUGCUUCACAAUCCCGAGCAAACACCAUGGCGACGGCACCUGCGCCUACGCCCGUCAUACCCACAAGAAUGUCUUUCGCCAAGGUUGCAGCCUCCGGCGCAAAAGAUAACAGAGUUCCCCGUGUCGCGGUCCCUACGAUGGAUCACCGCCGAGCCCCACCCACCAACGUUACUUCUGCCCCCAAGAAUGGCAACUCAACUUCCAAGAAUCUCAGUCCUACAGCAACCGACAAGACACCUAUCCAAGCUCCUUGCUCCGCGAGGACGACGAGCCAGUCAGGCCCCACUCUGCCGACAGAUGACAAGAUGGCCCAGAAGCUCAGGGACCUUAGUCUCUCCUCAGGGCCACCAACCCCAAGUCUCGUGGUGAAUGGGUCCUCGGCAUCCAUCAACGGCUUGCAAAGUAAGAACGAGAACGGAAACCAUCUAUCAGAUGAUGCUUCGCAGAGGGCCGACUCCAGUUCGGACGUUGGCACUAAGGCUCCCAGCCUGGAUGGAAAGAGCAUCACCUCUGGCACGACGUUUGCGCUUGAUGAGAAGGAAUCACUUCGACCCGAUGACAGCGCUAGUGUCAAGGCCGCAGCCGAGGAUGAUGAGUCCUUCUCGGUUCGGGGGUCGCAGAUGACCAACUCCAGGAUGGGCUCCGAGGUGGCCCGUAUACACCGGUUGCGCAUCGGCGAUAUGCCCGAGCGAAGGAUUAUUCAACUGCUCCCCGAAUCGCACGACCAAGGCCUCGCGACUCCGCAAAGUGGAGACUCGGGAGUGCCCCCUCCUACAGACGCUUCCCAGACUUUGGGAACAGUAGCUGGCACUCCCGAUGCCUUCAGCACCAUGUAUUCGCAAAACCCAGACGACAAGCUGCUCGAGGCCAUGGCCUCCCCCAAGGACCGUAUUUUCCUGCUGCGGCUCGAACAGGAUGUCAUCAACUUCGUCCAGUCAUCAGAGAAACCUUUUAUGGAUCUGCCUCCAAGUAACUCUUUCUGCAGAAUGUUGACACAUAAAUUGGCCGACUACUACCACAUGACGCAUUCAUUCGAGGCCGUUCAGGGUGCUGUGCGUAUUUACAGGACACCCUUUUGUAGAGUACCGCCCUCUUUGGCCAGCAUCGCUGGUAGUAAAGAGCCCGAGAGUAACACGAACGCGGCCCCACCCGUACUUCUGCCAAAGAAGAUUAUGCGGCGCGGCGAGGAAGGAGGAUCUGGACCUGCCAGCACGAGCCCCUCCAAGGCCACUUCUGAGGUCGGAAGUGACGGCAAGGAGAAGAGCAAUUCUAAGGAGAAGCUCACCCGUGAACAACGAGAAGAAGCCUAUAACAAGGCCAGAGAGCGUAUUUUUGGAGCGUCCGAGAAGACCGGAGAGUCUACGCCUGAAAAUGAAGAUGCAAACGGUACAUCUCGGGCCAGCUCUGUCUCAGGCAAAGAGAAGUCAAACCUCGGUAAAAGGGGCAAGACUGGGAAGCAGCGUCGAGAUGAUUCGGAGAGCUUUGAUUCUCGGUCACAGUACACUGCUUGGUACGGCGGACACCACUAUGUCGGCCCCCAACCCGCCGGUGGCUGGCAGCCUCAGUAUGCUGGUAGUGCGAAUGGCCAAUUUGGUGGUCAAAUCCAACAACCAUAUCCACAUGCCAUGCAGCAGCCGUACCCUGCAGCACCACAGAACUAUCCCCAGAUGAUGCAACAGGGUCAAGCGAAUGGUUAUCCUCAGUAUAACCCUAUGCCAUCUUACCCACAACAGCCCUCUCAACCUGUCCCGCAGCGUUAUCCUCCUGCAGGUGGCCCAGUACCCAGCUACGGGUCUCCCAUUCCGAGCGCGCAGCCUCCGCAGCCCUGGUCACAGCCUGGCUAUGCCCAGAGCCCGCCACCUGCUCCUACGCCCUACCAGCAACAGCCCAGUCGGCCCUCUCAGCCCACUAAUCAGCAUGGCAUCCCCUACGCCUUUGGUCAACUUCCAGUCAAUGUCAAUCCAAACGACCCGAAGAGUCAGCACCCGAUUCCUGGUAGCUAUAACCGCCAUGCUUUCAACCCUAAAACUCAAUCAUUCGUUCCUGGAACUGGCAUGGGUCCUGCACAACCACAGCCUCCAAUGCCUUACCAUAUGGGCGGUCCUCAUGGCAGUCCGCAAGUUGGGUCCCCGCACCUGGCUUAUCCUGCGUACGCUCACAACGGACCACCUCAGCCUUAUAUGGGAGGACCUAGCUAUGGAAUGAGCCGCCAGAGCUCCAACAACUCCUUGCCGGCCUACCAUCAUCAAGGUACUCCACCUCAACACUUGCCGCAACAUCCAGGAACCCACUUACCCCAGAUGCCUCAACUGGGAAGCCAAAUACCACACCAGAUAACGCAUCCUCUACCGAAUAAAGGCCCACAACCAAUGAACAAUACUCAUCCCCACUUCACCUCUUUACCCAACUAUGGCAACCCGGCCACACUUCCUCAAAAGCCUCCCACGGGCAUGUAG
This is a messenger RNA of Truncatella angustata, 2695 nucleotides long. RefSeq lists its product as uncharacterized. Lineage: Eukaryota; Fungi; Ascomycota; Sordariomycetes; Amphisphaeriales; Sporocadaceae. The transcript has 6 exons. The record is from RefSeq and is a predicted model, not a curated record. Gene Ontology annotation, biological process: galactose metabolic process. Gene Ontology annotation, molecular function: nucleic acid binding. The coding region runs from base 266 to 2695 and encodes 809 amino acids.